This is a messenger RNA of Alternaria arborescens, 1206 nucleotides long. RefSeq lists its product as hypothetical. The transcript has a single exon. The record is from RefSeq and is a predicted model, not a curated record. The coding region runs from base 1 to 1206 and encodes 401 amino acids. NCBI's taxonomy places the organism in Eukaryota, Fungi, Ascomycota, Dothideomycetes, Pleosporales, Pleosporaceae.
AUGGGUGGUUUCGCCCUCGAUAUUGACGAUACAGACUCUCGAAGCGCGGUCCUGUUCAAUGGUGCGAAACGUCUUACCCUAACUGCAAAGGGAGUUGCACUAUUCGCCCAGUGUGGACACAUUCUCGACAUCUCUGUCGAUGAAAUCAAGGAUAAGAACAAAGCAGACGGUCUUGCUAAGCUUCUCGUGUGCAUUCAGGCCGGAUGGAUGAUCAUUCAGGUUAUCAGUCGGACAGCAGCUGGGUUACCAACUACUUUGCUCGAGGUACACGUUGUAGCUCAUGUCGUUUGCGCGCUAAUCAUGUAUAUGCUCUGGUGGCACAAACCUCGUCAGGUGACUUCUCCAACAGUACUGAAAGGAGACUGGCUACCUUUGACUGCGUAUAUGUAUCUGGCGAGUCAAAUGAGUGGUAAGGUACCACAGGGCAAGUUUGCGAUGUUUCGAUUCGCCACUCCCGAAUUAGAGAAACUGGCUUACUUCGAAGCUAGAACGGCAAGGCGUGAAGACAUUGAUCAAGUCAAUCAUUGUGAUACAGCGCAAUCUCGUGGGACUGGUCAUCUUGGUCUCCGUCCGACUAUCCAGAAUUUGGAGCAAGAAGGCGAAGCAACCUUGCAGGACCCCGAAACCGAAGCUAGUUCCGAUCUAAAGCGUCUCGCAGAAAACGCUUUGCUGUUGUAUCCGAUCUUACAAACUCGCUUCGCCCCAGCUCGCGACGGGAAUACCUCGGGUACCACUUACAGGAUGCCCUACGUUACCGAGCUACUACAAACUCAUGCUCUCGACUGGCCAAACGACGGUUUACUUCGCCGCACCCAAUCUUUCAUCAUGGGGAUGGUAUUAUGGGGAGCUUCAACCGUGUAUGGUGCCAUACACGUUGCGGCUUGGGACUACUUCUUUCCCAGCCAGCUGGAGCAGCUCUUCUGGCGGCUGAGUUCCAUAUGGGUGACCUUUUGUGCUGCGUUCUGGUUGAUUACCAAUCUCUUAGCUCAUGUUUUCCCCUUCAUCGACAAAAUCUGGGUUGCCUACAACAAGCGGACACUUGGAUGUCUUAGUACUGUGGUCAUCUCGCUCUUAUGUAUAUUGUGUGGUAUAAGUUAUAUUGUGAGUCGGGCAUACAUUGUGGUUGAAGCUUUUGUCAGCAUAAGGAAUGUUCCAAAAGGCGUGUAUGAUACACCAGCGUGGUCGCAGGUUUUCCCUCAUCUAUAG